Messenger RNA from Closterium sp. Naga37s-1, 1926 nucleotides. NCBI's taxonomy places the organism in Eukaryota, Viridiplantae, Streptophyta, Zygnematophyceae, Desmidiales, Closteriaceae. The record is from the annotation of a GenBank genome assembly.
AUGGCGUCCGCCGGAAUCAGCAGCAUGGGGAAUGGCAAGGCCGUGCGUGCGCUGCUCGCCAUCGUCGCCGUCAUCGCCGGUACGCUCCGUCAUUCGCUCCGCUCUCUCGCCCCGCGCUCUCAUGCGCCAUCGUGCUCACGCCGUCAUGCGUUCAAUGCACCACUCGACAGCGCGCACACGCGAUGGAUGCCCAACGAACUCGCUCCUUCGUCCGUGCCCCUCCCAUGCCACAUGCCGCUCCCUUGCAGCGUGUCUCCCCCAGCCGUCGCAAGCAGCAGCAGCAGCGAGCGUGUCGGUCCCAGUGCCGAUAGGCACGCCGAUGACAAUCAACGGGCGCACAUUCAAAUUCUCGCCGCGCCGCUGUGUCAACCUUCCCGCCAUGUCGCCGUCUCAGAAGGCGCGGGUGGUGGUGCCGUGGCAGCAGGCGAGCAUGUCUGGCAAGGCUAUGUGCCGCGCGAUCUGGUUCUUCCAGGAUCCCGCGUGCAAAGGACAGACGUUGGACGUUUUCGUGAAUGGCCAACAGAGGUGCGCCUUCCAUUCUUGCUCGCCUUGCUUCCAUGCUCCUAUGCUCUUGAUGCCGCUCGUUUGCUCCCCCACCUGAUCAACGAUCGUUGCACUCGUGGCGCCCUCCCUCCCCCUGUGUGCAGUGAGAAGCGCAUCUCCGGUGCAGCAAGGUCCGCCCUCUGCCUCGUAGACAACAUGUGUCGGUAUGCGCGCUGCCCUGCCGGCUCUGACACAUGCACCCCACCCACGGACGACCGCACGGCAGUGACGUGCGCGUGCAAGAAAGGCUACAGCGCGGUCAACAACAAAUGCCAGCCUCCCACGUGUCUCCCGCAGCCGUCGCUCGCAGCGGAAAUCCCAUCGGCCCCAGCGAGGAUUGCCACGCAGAUGACUAUCAACGGCCGUCCUUUUAGCUUCGAGUCGCGCCGCUGUGUCAACAUCCCCGCCAUGCCGGGUGCAGUCAAGGCUCGCGUGGAAGUCUCUCGACAGCAGGGAAGCGAUGCUGGCAACGCUGCUACGUGCCGCGCAAUCCGGUUCUUCCAGGAUCCCGCGUGCACAGGCCAGACGCUGGACCUUCUCCCCAUCAUCGGCACACAGAGGUGCGCCUUUUAUCCCUGCUCGCAUUGCUUCCAUGCUUUGAACGCCGUUCGGUUGUUCCCCACCAGACGCUGGACCUUCUCCCCAUCAUGGGCGCACAGAGGUGCGCGGCACGCCUUCUAUUCGUGCUCGCCUUGCUUCCAUGCUCGCCUUGCUCCCAUGCUCGCCUUGCUCCCAUGCUCGCCUUGCUCCCAUGCUCGCCUUGCUCCCAUGCUCGCCUUGCUCCCAUGCUCGCCUUGCUCCCAUGCUCGCCUUGCUCCCAUGCUCGCCUUGCUCCCAUGCUCGCCUUGCUCCCAUGCUCGCCUUGCUCUUAACGCCGCUCGGUUGCUCCCCCACCUGACCAACGACCCGCGCACUCGUGGCGCCCUCCCUCCCCCUGUGUGCAGUGUCAAGUAUGUUCCCGGUGUAGUGACGUCCGCCCUCUGCCUCACUGCUCACCUGCCCUCUCUCCCUCUCUCUCGCCCUGCCUGUGCUGCAGAAACCUCACCACCUGCCACCGGCACCACCGGCACCACAGCACCUUCCGGCAACAUUCUGGAAUCCGCCAACUCCGUUUCAGAGUCUGCCCGGGCCAUGCUGGAAUCCACCCUUGGCGUUACAGAUCCUGGUACCGGCACCGCCAUUUCAGGGGUUUCUAAUGCCUCUAUCGAUCCUAGUACCGGUAACAACACUGGCGAAGGACCUGCCGCCACUGACGCUGCAGUUCCUGUGGUCUUCACUCCAGGCACUUUCACCAACGAUGCAGUGAAUCCCACCAAAUCCCCCGAACCUUCCGUGAACGCGUAUGACACUUACACUACUGCUGCCACCGUGCCGGGCUACUGA